GCCUAGUAGGUUUAGGGUUUUGCUAUAUUUAAGCGUCUUUUUCUUCCGUUCUUCCUCCGCCUUUUGCAGCAGAAGCCGUAUCUUCACGAUGGCGUUUGCGAAAGCCCAGAAGACCAGAGCUUAUUUCAAGCGUUUCCAGGUCAAGUACAAGAGAAGGCGAGAUGGCAAGACUGAUUACCGGGCCAGGAUUCGCCUGAUUAAUCAGGAUAAGAACAAGUACAACACACCCAAGUACCGAUUCGUCGUUCGAUUUACCAACAAGGAUGUUGUAGCUCAGAUUAUCAGCUCUACCAUUGCUGGUGAUAAUGUCAUGGCAGCUGCUUAUUCCCAUGAGCUUCCCCGGUAUGGGCUGGAGGUUGGGCUCACCAAUUACGCUGCUGCGUACUGCACUGGGCUUCUCCUUGCUCGUAGGGUUCUGAAAAUGCUUGAGAUGGAUCAGGAGUAUGAGGGAAAUGUUGAGGCUACCGGAGAGGAUUACUCAGUUGAACCUACAGAUAGGAGACCUUUCCGUGCUCUUCUUGAUGUUGGUCUUGUUAGGACAACCACUGGAAACCGUGUCUUUGGUGCCCUCAAGGGUGCUUUGGAUGGUGGUCUUGACAUUCCUCACAGUGAGAAGAGGUUUGCUGGUUUCAGCAAAGACAGCAAGCAGCUUGAUGCUGAGGUUCACCGCAAGUACCUCUAUGCUGGCCAUGUUGCUAACUACAUGAGGAUAUUGCAAGAGGACGAGCCAGAGAAGUAUCAUUCUCACUUCAGUGAGUACUUGAAGAGAGGCAUCGGACCGGAUGAGGUAGACGAACUGUACAAGAAGGUUCAUGCUGCUAUACGCGCCGACCCAACAGCCAAGAAGACUGGAAAGCCAGCUCCCAAAGAGCAGAAGAGGUCAGCUUCCAUUUCCCCUCAUCUUGUCAUCCUCAACGCACCAUUAUAGCAAUCCAAAUUUUAUCGUUUCAAUGCUGAUGAGGUUUUGCUAUGCCUACUGCUUUCCUUCUGCAGGCACAACCCGAAGAGGCUGACUUAUGAUGAACGUAGGAACAAGUUGAUCGACAGGCUCAAGGCUUUGAACUCCGCUGCAGAUGAGGACGAGGAUGACGAAUAGAUUUAGUUGUACUGAAGCUUGGGUUUUUGUCUUGAAGGAUAUUAGUAUGGACAGAAUUGAAAUGUUCAGGGGAUCUGUUCCUGUGAAUUUUGGUUAUAUGUGCUGUUAGUUUUGGAUCUAUCGUUGAAUGAUUUUUACAUUUUAUUUUAAUCCCUUUUUCUGUUUGAAUACCAGUGAGAUGAAUCUAGUUAUCUUCUAUAAU
Molecule: messenger RNA, 1298 nt
Organism: Linum tenue
Lineage: Eukaryota; Viridiplantae; Streptophyta; Magnoliopsida; Malpighiales; Linaceae
Source: the annotation of a GenBank genome assembly